Messenger RNA from Apis mellifera (honey bee), 2892 nucleotides. RefSeq names its product metabotropic glutamate receptor. Gene Ontology annotation, biological process: G protein-coupled glutamate receptor signaling pathway; regulation of synaptic transmission, glutamatergic. The coding region runs from base 98 to 2794 and encodes 898 amino acids. The transcript is spliced from 12 exons. The record is from RefSeq and is a predicted model, not a curated record. Gene Ontology annotation, cellular component: membrane. Lineage: Eukaryota; Metazoa; Arthropoda; Insecta; Hymenoptera; Apidae. Gene Ontology annotation, molecular function: group II metabotropic glutamate receptor activity.
AGUUUCGUCCUUUCGAAUCGAGCACUGACUGUGGACAUUUCUUCGUUGACACGUUGAUAGAAUCCGGUGUGAAGAGAAGGAGAAAUUUUCUCGAUUGAUGAUGUCGAUUGGAAUUGUGGUUCAAGUGAUGUUGAUUACGAGUUUGUUCGAGUUUAUCCUGUCCAUCGAAUCAAAUAUCAAGGAUACUAGUGUCCUGUACGCGAAUGUGACCGGUGAUUUGUUGCUUGGUGGCUUGUUUCCUGUUCACCGAAAGGGUAAUGAAGGCGAGAACUGUGGUGCGAUUCAGAUGGAAGAUGGUAUUCAACCAUUAGAAGCAAUGCUCUAUACGAUCGAGCGAAUCAAUAAGAAUCCAAAAAUACUUCCCGGUAUACAACUUGGCGCGGUGGCAUUCGAUACUUGUGACAAUCCUACUUAUGCUCUAGAGCGUGUAUUCUACUUCAUUAAGGGUUCAAUAGUGCGCAACGAUCGAUUCGGAGUCGAAGGUUACGAAUGCGAAGACCGAAGUGUGCCGAAAUUCUUGAAUACUGAUUUCGAUAACGUGGUCGCAAUACUCGGAGCUGAAUCGAGUUCGGUUACCAUUCAAGUCGCAUCAGUGCUGGCUUUGUUUCCGAUACCGCAGAUUUCCUACAUGGCCACGUCGCCUUUUCUCAGUAGCAAGGAAAAAUUUCCAAGAUUUUUCCGCACAGUCCCUAGCGAUGUGAAUCAAGCGCGAGCAAUGCUCGAGAUUCUACGCCAAUUCCAAUGGUCAUAUGUAUCGGUCGUUUACACGGACUCGGAGUAUGGGGAUCACGGAUACGAGAUGUUGGUAUCAUUGGCAGCCAAUUAUUCGAUAUGCUUUAGCAAACAACAACGAAUUAGUAAAGAUCGUUUCAAGGAUGAUGACUAUGACGUCGUGGUCCGUACAAUCGCCGAAAAAACAGAUGUUAAAGUGGUGGUACUGUUUGCGGAAAAAGCAACAACGUUGCGAGUUCUGGAGGCAGCGAGGCGCGUUCAUGUUGGCUCUCGAUUCGUUUGGUUGUGCAGUGAUGCAUGGCCGGAUCACAACGACAUAAAUUAUCAGCAAACAACCGUGUUGGAAGGUGCUCUUGCUGUUCAACCACUUUACGCGCCCUUAUCGGGCUUCGAUGAGUACUUCACGGGAUUGACUCUUGAUCAUGAGCAAAAGAAUCCUUGGUUCCGCGAGUUUUGGCAAACCUACCAUAACUGCGUCUAUGUGGAAGAGGCGAAAUAUUUUUCUUCUGAGAAGUCAGAACUUAUCAAUUGCCGAGAUCCGACAUUGAAGAUCAAACGAAGCAAUGGCUACAAACAACGAAGAUUCCUGCACUUUGUUCGAGACGCAGUGUACGCAGCUGCUUACGCGCUUCACAAUAUGCAAAGGAAUGUAUGCGGUGAAAACUGGACGAGCCUCUGUGACAAGAUGCGGCCCCCGAACAAGGAUAUCUUCUUUCAAUAUUUGGCCAACGUGUCUUUCAAAGACGAAGCCGGGAAUGGAUUCAGAUUCGUGGACGCGGUUGACGGACCACCAAGAUAUUCCAUCUUGAAUUAUCAACGAAAAGUGAACGGUUCGUACCAUUGGACAGUGAUCGGGAACUACACGUUGAAUGAACGAGAACAACCGAUAUUACAAUUGGAUCGAGAGAAAUUGCGAUUUCGUGGCGAACAAGGGACCGAGUUCCCCACUUCUUCAUGUCCCCAUCCAUGCGGUUCGAAUCGUAUCAUGGUUCCAAAGAAAGAGGAUCCUUGCUGUUGGACAUGCCAGAGUUGCGGCAUCUAUCAGUACAAAGUGGACGAACACAAGUGCGACGACUGCAGAGUGGGUACGAUACCGACUGAGAAUGGAACUGGAUGUGAUCCUAUUCCCGAAGAAUUCGUCGAAUAUUCGAAUCCCUGGGCGAUUUUUGCGAUAACAAUAGCCAUUUCCGGUAUAGGUUUGACCAUGUUCGUUUGUUCGGUGUUUUGGAUCUACCGCGAGACUCCGAUGAUCAAAGCGUCCGGCAGAGAAUUAUCCUUCUUGUUGUUGCUCGGCGCGUUUGGAUGCUUCUCAAUGACGUUCGCCGUCGUGGCUAAGCCUAGUGUCGAGAGUUGCGCCAUAGUUCGUUUUGGAAUUGGAUUUUGCUACACGGUUUGUUACGCUGCACUCACGACUAAGAUCAACAGAAUUCAUAGGAUAUUCAACGAUCCUGGACGAAAUCUACAUGAACGACGCUUUACCAGUCCACGAUCUCAAUUAAUGAUCGCAUCGAUCCUAAUUCUGAUCGAAAUCGUGUUCGAUGUGAGUUGGUUAUUGAAGGAACCACCAGCUGUAGAACACUCGUAUUCUAGAAGAUCUGCGAAUGUCAGAGUUUGUCGAGGUUCUGAGAACGGUUCUUACGUGAUUGGUUUAUUCUAUCCAUUCUUGUUGACCGUUGCGUCCACGUUCUAUGCAAUCAAAACAAGAAAAUGUCCGGAAGGCUUCAACGAGACUCGAUGUAUCGCAUUCACAAAUUAUGCAACAAUCAUAUUAUGGUUAGCAUUUGUGCCUUUGUAUCUGGCAUCGACUAGGAAUGUCAUUAAAAUAAUCACAUUGGCUCUUUCAUUGUCACUGAAUGGAUUGGUGCAAUUGAUUUGCUUGUUUCUCCCAAAAGUCUAUGUGGUGUUGAUCAAGCCUGAAAAAAACACAAGGGAAUUAGUGAUGGCCAGACAUACUUGUUCAUCUUAUCCAACAACGCCUUGUACGCCAAUCACGCCAGAGCUGCCAUCUGCCUUGUCCUUUAUUAUCGACCGCGAUCGAUCGAAAUCGUUAUCUUUUUGCUAAUUUCCGAUCUGAUAAAAUUUCUUUAUAAUAGAUUAAAUUUUAAAAUAAUAUUAUUUCUGAAAAAAUGAUAAUUUUAAAUAAGAAAAUGCGUUUUUUUU